Molecule: messenger RNA, 1239 nt
Organism: Dioscorea cayenensis subsp. rotundata (Guinea yam)
Lineage: Eukaryota; Viridiplantae; Streptophyta; Magnoliopsida; Dioscoreales; Dioscoreaceae
Product: arogenate dehydratase 3, chloroplastic-like
Exons: 1
Coding region: 1-1239 (412 amino acids)
Biological process (GO): L-phenylalanine biosynthetic process
Cellular component (GO): cytoplasm; chloroplast
Molecular function (GO): prephenate dehydratase activity; arogenate dehydratase activity
Source: RefSeq, a predicted model, not a curated record
AUGGCCCUUAGGUUUUACCCUUCUGGAUGCUUCCUGCCUGCUGUCUCUCCUUCAUGCAAGAAGAUGAGCAGCAGCAGCAGCAGCAGCAACUCCACCUCCUCUAUUCCUAUGACUUGUACUACUACUACUACUACUACUACAUCCGUCAGGGCCCUCCGCACAUCCUCUCCUUCCACCUCGUCUCCUGAUCUCUUCUCUAAAUCCCCCAUGCGAACCGCAGAGGAGCUGGCCUCACUUCUCGGCCUCGAGAUGGCCGUUGCCGGUCUCGAGCGCCUUUUCAGGGAGUCUGAUCCCCCGGUCUCCCCCGGUCACCACGGCCGUCCCGUCCGCGUAGCCUACCAGGGUGUCCGCGGCUCCUACUGCCAGGAGGCCGCCACCAUGGCCUUUCCCCCUUCCUUCCUCGCCUCCGAGGCCUUUCCUUGUGUUAACAUGGAGGAUGCCUUCUCUGCUCUUGAGGACCGUACCGCCGACCGCGCCGUCGUCCCCGCCGAGAACUCCCUCGACGGCCCCAUCGAUCGCAACCUUGAUCUCCUCCUCCGUCACCCAGCCGUACGGAUCGUUGGAGAGCUUAUCCUCCCUGUCAACCACUGCCUGCUUUCCCUCCCGGGCGUUCAGAGAUCCGGUCUCCGCCGUGUUGUCAGCCACCCACAGGCCCUAUCCCACUGCGCGGAGGGACUCCGAGCUCUGGGCGUGGAGGUCGAGGAGGUUUCCAACGCUGCCGAAGCCGCCCAAUUCGUGGCCGAGAACCGGAUCGCCGACACCGCCGUCAUCGGGAGCGAGAUCGCGGCCAGCGAGUUCGGGCUCCAAGUACUGGAACGCAACUUCCAGGACAGGAGGGCCGGUAACUAUAACCGCUUCCUCCAGUUGGGUAUGGGCCUGGGCUCAAAGACAUGCUCGCCGCCACCAAGAUCCAGCGGUGGGGCCCAUAAAACCACGGUGGCCUUUUCUCUGGAAAGAGGUGUAUCCGAUCUAUUCCAGGCCAUGUGGGCCUUCGAGAGCCGAGGAGUUAGGGUGACCCGCGUCCAGCACCGCCCGAACCGGUCGAACCCGGUCAGGCUUGUGCAAAGGGACGGGGUGGUCGGCGCCACAAGAUACUUUGACUAUGUCUUCAUUGUAGACGUGGAGGGUAGCGACUCGCAUGUUGGCGUCCAAGCCGCGAUCAAUCAGCUGCGAGCCAUCGCCGGUUUCGUCCGUGUGCUUGGAUCCUAUGUUUCUGCAUGCGUCGGAACUUCAAGUUAA